Messenger RNA from Medioppia subpectinata, 2655 nucleotides. The record is from the annotation of a GenBank genome assembly. NCBI's taxonomy places the organism in Eukaryota, Metazoa, Arthropoda, Arachnida, Sarcoptiformes, Oppiidae.
GAGCCCUGCCCUCCCAACCUCGAGAACCUCUACUUUACUGACUACAAGUGCUCGUCAUCGCUGUAUACCGAACACCGUAUGCGUGACGCCCACCUGUCCUUUAUGUCCGGCCACUCGUCGUUCGCCGCCUAUUGUUUAAUCUAUUUAGUGAUAUAUCUCCAGUUGCGGCUCCGGUGGUCAACGCUAGGCUUUCUUCGGCCCUUAUAUCAGGCGGUGUUGAUCUAUAUAGUGAUAUAUACGGGCUUUUCCCGUAUAUCCGAUUAUAAGCACCACUGGAGUGAUGUGUUGAUUGGUCUGAUUCAGGGAACAGUUGUGGCCAUUUUGACCACCGCUUACAUAUCAGACUUGCCGUACGUGCGGAGCGAUCCGCAGCCACGUUGGAAGAACUGCACGACCGGCACAGACAGUCCCGACUCAUACGGCACUGCGAUCGCCACCGCCACGAGUCCUAAACGCAAUUACGACAGUUGUAGAGUAGAAAUGGAUGAAAACAUAAUUUUGAACCACUUUGGGAUCAAAUAUGGACGUCGGCCACGACUGGCCCGCGUUGUUCACCAGUACAUCAAUGCGUGCGAAGGCGGCGAUCGUCUCGUCGACCAGACGUCGGGCGUCCUCUUCUCUGGUGAUGUCGGCCACCACUUCCAGUGCCUAUCGUUGGAAAUUAUCGGCGUUACGGCCAGUGAUGACCACUUGAGCGCCCAAUUCGGCCAAAUAUUUGGCAACGCCUUCACCGAUACCACUACUGGCGCCCGUAAUGACGGCUACUUUGCCCUUAAAGUCCAAACUAUUGGCCAUUUUCGACUGGUAGAAAUGUUUACUACAAGCAGUUGUUUGUCACUCUUAGUUGUGGUGGUAUGUGUGGGUCGGCUCCGGGCGGACACACCGGCCAACUGUUCAUAUGAGGAGAUUCGCGGCGUUUGGGAGUUCUCGGAGUCCCAGCGAUCGGCCGACCGGUUGGAGAAAUGCGAUGGAUCUCAGCCUCUGGUCAACAAAGUUAGGAUUGAAUUGCAAUAUCCAAACACCGCUGUCGACCACAACGGCAAUAAAGGCACGUGGACUUUGAUCUACAACCAGGGCUUUGAAGUGAUAGUCAACGACAGGAAAUAUUUUGCGUUUUCCGACUACAAAGUUGAGGGCAAUAAAGUGACCUCUAUUUGCGGCAAAACCAAACCCGGUUGGUCUCACGACGUGUUGUCGACCGGGUUAAUUAUUCAUUCACUGAUAACUAAUACCAGGAUCAAUUAUACCAAUACAAUAGGCACGUGGACUUUAAUCUACAACCAGGGCUUCGAAGUGAUAGUCAACGACAGGAAAUAUUUCGCGUUUUCCGACUACAAAGUAGAAGGCGAUAAAGUGACCUCUAUUUGCGGCAAAACCAAACCCGGUUGGUCUCACGACGUGUUGGGCCACAACUGGGCCUGUUAUACGGGCCAAAGGCAGGGCAACAACGCCGAGAAAGUACACUAUAAGGAGGUCGUGGAGGAGGCGUUUAGCGGGCCUUUCGUCCAGCGCUCCGAAGCCAUCGAUGAGAUCAAUUCGGCCCAAAGCCUGUGGACAGCCGGACAUUACCCGGAGUUUGAGGGCAAGUCUGCCUACGAUAUGUAUCUGAUGAGUGGCGGACCCAACUCUCGUGUUUUUAACCGCCCAUCGCCCGCACCCGUCACAGCCGAUGUGGCCGCUCAGGCCAAAGAGUUACCCGAGAACUUUGACUGGCGUAACGUGAACGGGGUCAAUUAUGUCACACCUGUUAGAAAUCAAGGCAAUUGUGGCAGUUGUUACGCCUUCUCAUCCGUCGGUAUGAUUGAGACCAGACUCGCGGUGCAGACAAACAACACAUUAAAGCCGGUGCUGUCGGCACAGGACGCCAACUCGUGCUCCUUCUACGACCAGGGAUGUCAGGGAGGCUUCCCAUACCUCGUGGCCGGCAAAUACGGACAGGACUUCGGUCUGACCACUGAGGAGAACAACCCAUACGUACCCCCACUGGUGACCACAUGCAAAACCAAAGCCAAUGCCCCGCGUUAUUACACCCGUGACUACAACUACGUGGGCGGCUAUUACGGCGCCUGCAAUGAGGAGUUGAUGCGUUUGGCGCUCUAUAGGGACGGACCGCUGGCCGUGUCCUUCAAAGUGCAGUCAGAUUUCAGGUCUUACAAGACUGGUAUCUAUAGCCACACCAAAGUCAGUCAUGAAGAGGCAAAUGGCGAGUUCAACCCUUUCUAUGAGUUAGACCACGCGGUGCUGGCCGUCGGUUAUGGUGUGGAAAAUGGCCACAAGUAUUGGAUCGUUAAGAAUAGUUGGGGCCCCACUUGGGGUGAUAACGGCUACUUUAAGAUUAGUCGGGGUAAUAACGAGUGCGGUAUUGAGAGCAUUGCCGUCGAAGCGCAUCCCAUCAUAUCCAUUGAUGAGGUCCGGGCCCUGGAAUUUCUUAUGUAUAAUCGGCUUUUAUUUAUAUGUUUGCAAAGUGUUGGGCCCACGGCUUAUGAAAAACAGGCCCGCAUUUUAUCGAUCACUAAUUACGGUAUCGACACCUGGAUGUGUCCCAAACAUCCCAUAUCAGAUGAGAGAAACAGGGAAUCAAUAUUCUUGGGAUGGAUUCUUCUGAUGUCACGUUUGGUGGAACUAAUGGACACAAUAUUCUUCAUUUUGCGCAAA